Messenger RNA from Papilio machaon (common yellow swallowtail), 1518 nucleotides. RefSeq lists its product as uncharacterized. Bases 161 to 1399 code for a protein of 412 amino acids. The record is from RefSeq and is a predicted model, not a curated record. Lineage: Eukaryota; Metazoa; Arthropoda; Insecta; Lepidoptera; Papilionidae. The transcript has 2 exons.
GUGUUACAUUCUCUUUGCGUUUUGACUCCUAGAAAUAAAGCUAAAAUAUUCUUUUGCUUAUAUUAUUAUACAAAUCUUUACUAUGUUUUAGUUCAAUGACUUUAUAUUAGUGCUUUAUUUGCAAGAGAUUUGUUUCAUUAUAUUUUAACAUACAGUGAUAAUGGGAAGUAACACCAGUAAAUCUAUCAGCGAGACAGCUGUUCAUGAACAAAAAAACGAUUUGGACAUCGACACUAAUCCUGAUCCUCGAUCGCCGACUCCUGAAAUAACUCGGACGCCAUUACAGAACAAGAAUAAUUCUAAACAUAACAUAACAAAAAAUGUAGACUUAAGAAAGACUUUUGAAAAUGGACAAGUAGAUGAGAAACUUAUUCACAAUAAUCCCAUUCUAACAGCAGUCAUCAAAAAUCAUUUGCAGUCUUAUGACCCUCGGUCUCCAACACAAGAUUUUGAACGAACUCCAAUAGUUUUACCUACAAUUGAUGAAAAUGGAAUUAAGAAGAAAACAUCAAGACUUCAAAAUAACAACAGCUAUGCAAGUCCAUGUUUGAAAAAAGAUCCCAAUGAUGAUUUUGAGACAUCAGAUAGUACAAUAAACUUAAGUCCAGAUUUAGUAGUAGCCAAAAAUUUAUGUGAUGGCUUCUAUGAUCUUUCUCUUAAUGAAACGCUUGAUGAAAAUGAAGAACCUUUGGGAUCAUCUACCACAUCUAAUAAGUGCAUUGAGGAUAAAUUAAGUCCUGAUAGAACUGAUCAGCCCAAAGUAUUAUUAGAAACAAAUUUUGACUAUGUAGAUUUGAAAAAUGAUGAUAUUGAAGAUAGUAAGUUAUCCUACACUAAUGGAGAAAUAGAAGAAUUCAAGAUAUUAAAAAAUGAUCCUAGAUCACCAUCUGUUGAUAUCAAGAGAACUCCGAUAGUUGUGACAAUGACUGAAGGCAAUGAUAGCCAAGAUAAUGUUGAAGAGAUGUCUGAUGACACUCUCAUUAAGGUUUUACAAAGUACAAGUGAACAGACACAUGUGGGUGCUAACAAUGUGGAUGGUGUACUGAUUUAUGAAGAUGAAUCUGCUGUUAUUACUACUCCUAAGAAAACGAGGCCUAUUCAUAGCUUAGGUUCUCGGACCCCUUUAUCUUGUAUGAAGAACACUACAGAUGCAUCUCACACACGGUCAAAAUCAGCUAACAAUUUGGAAAAAAAGAAAGAAUUAACAAAAACUGCAUCACAUUUGAAAUAUGUUUCUCACAUUCCAAGGCUUAAGUCCUUGUCCAAACAAAUUACAUCAGGAAGUUUGGUAUCAUUGAAAAAUACUUCUAAAAGUUCAUCCGUCAGUGGUGACUGUGAAAAUACACCACCACAUUCUCAUAGAGACAGAUGGGAUAAGGACAAUAGUAUUGUACUUUAGUCUCCAUCAUUAUGGCUAAUAGGUUUUCAUGGUCUCUAUUUUCUGUGUUUCCUAUUUCUCAAAGGAACGGUUUCUGUAAUUUUAUCCACUAAUCGUAGCUUACUACUAGGAUAUUUAGU